CCUCCGGCACCGGCCUCGCGCCGCCCGGGUUGGGGGGGGCGCACUGCAAAUAGUCCUUUGUUUACAUGCAAUUCCUUACUCCGCGGAAGGAGGCUGGGGGAGUGCUGAGUUUUCACCAGCUGUUUCCCGCCUUGAAACAGACAUCUGAUCAGCUGCAAACACACACACACCACACACACACACAUACACGCGCUCGGGGAGGCAGGCCGGAGAGACCUCCCUCCCGCCCCUCCCGCCCGCCUCCCUCCCCUCGCCGCCGCCGCCGCCGCCACCAGCAUCUGGGACCGGCCGAUUCCGCACCUCCGUCCGGCGCUGCCCUACGAUUCGGAUUUCCAUCUUGCAUCCUCCGGCUGCCUGCGGGACUCGGCUCGCGCGGAGGAGGGGGGCCGAUCGCUAUGGAGUAUUUCAUGGUGCCCGCUCAGAAGGUGCCCUCUUUGCAACAUUUCAGGAAAACAGAGAAAGAAGUGAUAGGAGGGCUCUGUAGCCUGGCCAACAUUCCACUGACUCCUGAGACGCAGCGGGACCAGGAGCGGCGCAUCCGGCGUGAGAUCGCCAACAGCAACGAGCGGCGGCGCAUGCAGAGCAUCAAUGCUGGCUUCCAGUCCCUCAAGACCCUCAUCCCUCACACAGAUGGAGAGAAACUCAGCAAGGCAGCCAUCCUCCAGCAGACGGCAGAGUACAUCUUCUCGCUGGAGCAGGAGAAGACCCGGCUGCUGCAGCAGAACACACAGCUCAAGCGCUUCAUCCAGGAGCUGAGCGGCUCAUCUCCCAAGCGGAGGCGGGCAGAGGACAAGGAUGAGGGCAUUGGCUCGCCAGACAUUUGGGAGGACGAGAAGGCAGAAGACCUGCGGCGGGAGAUGAUUGAGCUGCGGCAGCAACUGGACAAGGAGCGCUCGGUGCGCAUGAUGCUGGAGGAGCAGGUGCGCUCGCUGGAGGCCCACAUGUACCCGGAAAAGCUUAAGGUGAUUGCGCAGCAGGUACAGCUGCAGCAGCAGCAGGAACAGGUACGGCUGCUGCACCAGGAAAAGCUGGAGCGGGAACAGCAGCACCUGCGGACCCAGCUCCUGCCCCCUCCGGCCCCCACGCACCACCCUACAGUGAUUGUGCCGGCCCCACCCCCUCCGCCCUCCCACCACAUCAAUGUCGUCACCAUGGGCCCCUCCUCGGUCAUCAACUCUGUGUCCACAUCGCGGCAGAACCUGGACACUAUAGUGCAGGCGAUCCAGCACAUUGAGGGCACGCAGGACAAGCAGGAGCUGGAGGAGGAGCAGCGGCGAGCGGUCAUCGUGAAGCCGCUACGCAGCUGCCCGGAGGCGCACACCUCUGACACCGCCUCUGAUUCUGAGGCCUCGGACAGCGACGCCAUGGACCAGAGCCGGGAGGAGCCCUUGGGGGACAGCGAGCUUCCCUGACCACCCCCCAGCCCUCCUCUCCCUCCUAGGGGGUUGGAGGGGGCCGGGGCAGCACAGGGAGAGAAAUGGGUGAAUGAGUGCGAAAUUUUUACAAAAUUACGAUAUUGUUUGGGUCUCUUUUGUGACCUCUUUUUCAAUACUGUAAAUCAGCUCUUAAACAGAUUCCCCCCAACCCGUGGUCCCAGGGCUGGGGUGGUAUAGAGCGUGUGGGAGCACCCUUGGGACCCCUGGGCUGGAGGAGGCUGACAGUGAGGUACCCGGCCUCUCUGUCUGCCAAAAGCUUUUUUUUUUUGGUUCAUCGAAUCAUAUUUUUCAGAACAGGGAAAAUCAACCAAACCCCAAGGUAUUUCUGCCUUCCCUUCCCAGAGGCCCCACGCCAGGCCGCCUUUGGUUCCCCCUUCCCUUCCCUCUCCUCUUUCUUUCUGGUUUUCU
This is a messenger RNA of Ochotona curzoniae (black-lipped pika), 1844 nucleotides long. RefSeq names its product transcription factor AP-4 (gene TFAP4). Gene Ontology annotation, molecular function: protein dimerization activity; RNA polymerase II cis-regulatory region sequence-specific DNA binding; DNA-binding transcription factor activity, RNA polymerase II-specific. The record is from RefSeq and is a predicted model, not a curated record. Gene Ontology annotation, cellular component: nucleus. NCBI's taxonomy places the organism in Eukaryota, Metazoa, Chordata, Mammalia, Lagomorpha, Ochotonidae. The coding region runs from base 66 to 1412 and encodes 448 amino acids. Gene Ontology annotation, biological process: regulation of transcription by RNA polymerase II. The transcript is spliced from 7 exons.